AUGCAGGCUGCUGCAUCCCUCUCCCUCGCGUCCUCUCCCUCAUCCGCCACCGCCUCCAGAUCCGCUCGAUUUGCGGAGUAUUCAGGCUCGGACGCUUUCCUGAGACCUUUUUCGUCACUAAGGCUCUGCGGCCUCAGAAGGGAGGUCCUCGCGUCCCGCUUUCUCCACCGCCAUUGGUCGAGCAGAACCGCUCUGUCCUGCGCUCGGAGACCGCCAAGGAAGGUAUCCGCGGCGGCUACUGACAACGGAGGCGCCGCCAAGGGCUUCGACUACGACCUCGUAAUUAUCGGAGCCGGUGUUGGCGGCCAUGGAGCUGCGAUCCACGCAGUCGAGAGGGUAUGACUUACGUCCCUGUGCUCACUGGACUCGGCUGGCUUCCGGUUUUUCUGUUUCGUUGUUGUAGAUUGCACGUUUCUGAACUGUUUGAUCAGAUACCUGGUAUCCUCGGAUAAUCUACUGUCAUUAAUUAACUAGUUUUCGUGGAAUGAACACAAUUUCUUUGUGCAGCCAACUACACCCGCUAUGUAGCCCAUACAUACAGUUACACGAAAAAAGUGUAUCUACAUGUUAAUUAUAAACGUACGUGUUUCUCGAAGAAUUUUUCAAGGUUUUCCGAUCAGGGUUGGUUGUUUUGUGCAGACUAUUGUUUGUCUCCCCAUCUUAAUGAGAAUUACUUUAUUUCUGGAUCGACUGAAGACAUGGGAAUGAUUAAGAAAUCAAAGGACACGUUUUUAUUACAGGAAAAUAUAUGACCAUGCAGAUGGUUGGCAGAUUCAAAUUGAUCUGCCAUUAAAAAUGUUUUGUAAUUUUUUUGAAUGUUCCCUGCACACAUUGUGCACUGAGAUAAAAAAGAAGAACACCAAGAUAUUUGCUAUUAAAGGAUCCAGAAAUUUUUAAUCGUUUUGAUUCACUUUGGACAAAAGGUGGAUUACAUCAGAAGACCAUCAUGGAACAAUGUAUGUUGCUUUCAACGAGCUCCAUUUCAAGAUUUGAAAAGACGGGUAGAUAGAACCAAGCCAAUGUACUCUCAUUUCUGUUUAAGGAAAGAAGAACCCGUGGAUAAUUGAAGAAUAGUUAUGGACUUCAAGUUUCAUGGUGGUUAAUGAAAAAAAGAGAUUUUGUUGCUUUAAAAAUGAUAACAUGUUCCCGCUAGUACAAAAUAUUUUUAGUCAUUUAAGUAGUUGCUGAGAUGACCUCGUACUUGCCUUUAGAUCAAAUAUGAACCAUUAGUCAAUAACUACUGGGUUAAUAUAUCUUGUAGUUGGCAGAUUAAAAUAGAUAUAUUAUAAAACAUCAAUGGAGGAGAGGAAAGCUAUACAUAUAUUUUCUCAGAGUAAACUCAGGUGAUGGUUUUUUGGGUGAAACAGGGAACUUAGCUCAGGAAUGGGGUCUAGUAUUGAGAAAAAAAUGAGGAUAAAUACAUUAUACUAUGUAUGUAAAGCCGAGCACUGUGUAUAUUAAUCGAUUAUUCUCAGCGUUCAGACUGAUGUCGAUUGGUGCUAGCCAGAUUGUCAGCUCGGAAAAUAAAAAAGAUUUCAGAACAUACACUCUGGGUUAUCCUAACCUGAUUAGAGUCCAGUUCGUGUUUCAGAACACCUGGGUGAUUCCGAAGGGGUUGGCACCACUUCAAAGAAUGUUGUCUCAUGAGGCUAUGCAAAACAUUGUACAAAUAUGCACUCCAGAAGUGACUUUUAACAUAGUGGCCAUGUUGGCCCUACAUUUCCGAUUUCCUCAGCUUGCCAUUCUAGCCACCAUGCCCACGUAAGAUCUACCAACAAUCUAAUCUUUCUGACCUCUUAUGGCCUUUCCUAAGCUUUCUUCAUUAGAAUUAUACGGCAUACAAGUGAAGAUUUACGGGAAGAUGUCUAGCUUUCAUCAAAGACUUUGGGAUUAUGAACGUCAUUAAUAUGUGAUGCCAAUUUAGUCCCGUUCAAGGAAUGACCGUACGCUUUCUUUCCAUUUGAUCUCCUUCACUGUGAAACUGUACGUCCCAAUUCACGUUGCUGACAUGAAAAAAAUUACAUGUUCUACACACUCCUACAUCAAUACAUUGGCUAAUGAUUUAAGACUGCUUUCAAAUGAUAUCCUGGGCUAUGAAGGCUUCAAUGCUGCUCUCUGUAAGGAAAUAUGUAGGCUUUGUUCUUGGGCUUAUAAUCCAGACAAACUUUAGUAAUUAUGGUGAUUCUCACUGAUGACAGAUUGUUAACCUUCAUAUGUUGACUUGCGUCUUUUUUGAAAUCAAAAGCUGGAAAAUUAUUACUUUGUGUCAAGUGAUUCAAUCGAUAUUACCAUCAUAACUGGCUGUCAUAUGAUUUUGAUUUUGUGGAGCGUGGUUGUUGCAGGGUCUGAAAACAGCGAUUAUUGAGGGUGAUAUUGUUGGUGGAACAUGUGUGAACAGGGGUUGUGUUCCUUCAAAAGCUCUUCUAGCUGUUAGCGGUAGGAUGCGUGAACUUCAGAGUGAGCAUCAUUUGAAGUCCUUAGGUAUACAGGUGAUGGAUCUCCUCUCUGCUUAUCAUAUCCCGUCUAGCUUUUAUGCUGCCUUUUCCUGUAAGAAUAUCCUAUUUCUCUUCAGGUUUUUUCUUCUUCUUUACUUGGAUCAUUGAACUCAUUUUCUUAUGCUAUUGAUGAGGAAAUAUCCCCAUUGCAGUCAAUGUUUUCAUUUACGAAUCAUGACUAAUGAUGGGUGAUGACUUUUAGAGUAAAAAAUUCUACCAUUGGAUGGACAAUUGAUAAAAAAUCGAACCAUUCUAGACAGUAUUCCGAGAUAUUUAUGCAGUCGUAGUUAGAAAGAUAAACGUGAGAAAUACAUUGAGCAUACAUUUACCUGACGAAAAGGUAACUUGAAAAGCUAAUCUCCUAACUUUGUCCUGCGUAAUUUUUAUUAUUGACUUCAUGAAAACCUUGUCCUCCAUUAUAUCAUUUUUUAUCUUACAUUUGUAUCUAGUGUGUUAAAUAAAUAAUAACUAUGCGAUGUAAAGUCCGUUUAGUUCUGUGUGCAUCAAUGACUGCGGAAGUUCAGAGGUGAAACAAGAAAUGACAAAGUAGCAUGGCAUGCUUAAUACGUUUCUUAUUUUUCUAUCAAUUUUUCAACUCGAAGUUUUUCAAAACGGGGAUGUUUGACAAGGCUUUAGUCUUCCAUUUCUGAUUAACGAGUUUGUUUAUCAAACAUGAUGCAGUAGUGUCAUCUGUUGGCUGUAUCUUAUUUCAAGUAGUUCAUUAAUUACUUCUGCAUCUUUCCCUGGGACUCAUUUUAAUUUUAACUGUCUCUUUCCUGAUAAAAUGCUGUGCCAAUGUUUGAAUCAAGGUUAAUGUUGAGAAUGCAUCUUUUCUGUAGGCGUGCUUUAGCUGUAAGAUUGUAGGUCUGCACUUCAUCGUACUUAUGAAUUUUCUGCCUUCAUUGACGGGAAAGAAAGUCUGUUACCUAAUAUUGGGUUCGUCUGAAACCCAUUGGUGUAUCUGUUUGAUCAUAAUUUUCAACAUCACUAGUACAUCUCACCUGAUUGUCUUGAUCUAUAGGUCUCCGCUUCUGGUUAUGAUAGACAAGCCGUAGCUGAUCAUGCAAACAAUCUAGCUUCAAAGAUUCGCGGCAAUUUGACCAAUUCAUUGAAAGCUUUAGGAGUGGACAUAUUAACCGGUGUCGGCACAAUUGUGGUUAGUAGUGUGCAUUAUUUUCUGUACAUGUAAAUGAAAUUUUUAUGCAUCAGGACAUCUGUUAACAGUUUCCUUUGGCCCCUUAUAUGUCGUUUUGUUGAGUUUCAUCAAUCAAUCUUGUUCAUCAUUCUUUUUUGCAUGGGUUUCUUUUUUUCAUGGGUUGAAAAUGGAAAUGAAAAACCAGCAAUGUUUGAAGGUUGUGCUUAUUGAAGGUUUAAUAUUAACAUAUCUUUCCUACUUAAAACAUAUUUCUUUGUCAUUGAACGUCAGUUGAUGAUGUCACUUUUAAGGUAUUUGGUGAUUACCUCAUGAUGUCUUUGAAUCAGAAUAGAUUUAUAAUUUUCAUCAAAGAACUGAUGUACAAAACUCAACAUCAGAUCUACUGUUGCUAAAACGCCAUAGGGUUCGGUUAGUUGCAGAGCAGACUUAACAGUAUUAGUUACAAGCUCAAACUUCAUGUCGUAGAACCCCUAUGCUUUAGAUACAGUAACCGCUUAGUUUUGCAAUAGAAAAGUUUCUUAUUUUGUAAUAAAUGCCGUCAAUAUUAGCUACACUACAUUUAUUUUUUCUCUUAAGAUUCUUCCAUGUUCAUAAAAUUCCUCUGUUUAGUACACGAAUUGGUCAUUAGAAAGGCUUCCGUUGUAGAAGCUUAUUUAGGUUUUGUUGGCUAUGUACUAUUUUCUGCGAGUUAUCUUGAAAAAACAUUGAAGGAAACAAUGGACUAUGAUGUUUGUCUUCAUGGAUGAGUUCAGGGCAAGCAAAAGGUGAAGUAUGGAAAGGUUGGGUUCUCCGACACCGAAGUUACUGCCAAAGACAUAAUAAUUGCGACAGGAUCUGUCCCCUUUGUUCCCAAAGGCAUCGAAAUAGAUGGUGAUGUCUCGGAGUAUAUGUAUAUUUAUUUAUUUAUUUUCGCAACCUUCUUUUGAUUGUAUCGUCCAGUCUCUGUAUGACACUUUCGUUACUGAGGUUAGCCAUACACUCCAAAUGUUUCUAGUGAUUUUUAUGACAUUACUAAAUGAUACAAGUCUCGGUUUAUUUAUACAAUGAGAAAGUAUGAGUUUGUCUAAUUAUAAUAAAACGAGAAUUAGCCUUUCAGUUCCUAUACGCAGAGAAAAUUUCGCACAGAUGAAGGAACCUAUUCUAAAUACUGUCUGAUCUAUUCUAAUAUAAUUCGUUGUAUAGUUAUAUUGUCUUCUCGCAACCAAUGGAUUUCUAUUCAAGCUCUCUUUUUCUGUAUGACAUUUCUUCUGAUUCAACGUCAUGCUUUGUAUGACAUCGCUGACCUAAUGAAAAUUGUCUCACUAGGAACUGGAGACACUUAAUAGAGAACAUAGAAGAAGAGAAAGGUUGAGACAAUCACCCAUUAACAAAGCCUUUUGAUGUCCAGAUGCGACACACAUGGCCAUACUGAAUCCACUUUUCUCAAAGACGUACCUAAUGAAGAGAGGAGCCACUCCUUCAGAUAUAAGGAAACAAGGGGUAUGUUCCUGGGGGUGCAAAGCCCUGAGAAUUUCUCAGAUGUACCGAAGAGGGAGAUGAGAGAGUGUUUGGGAAAACAAAUCCAACAAACUGUUCUUUAUGAGACUUUGCUUGAGUUCCAUAGAAAUUUGACAUAAAUGGAGUGCCCUAGAAGAUACUUUUGAUUGUACCUAAACAUUUUGUUACAUGAGUUGGAUCUUCUUUUUCUUCUGCUACUGAUCUUCGUUAUAAAUAUUGGGCCAAGUUUUAUUUACUUUUUAUAGGAUGUUGUCUUAAUUCUUAGCACAAUUCAAGGCCAAAAUUGGUCCCGCAUGCUGUUCCCAAAGUAUCAUCUUGGGAAAAACUCUUGUAAUUAAAAUCUUUUUUUCCGAUAACUGGAUGAAUCAGUGUGUCGAAUUUCUCCGUUCUAAAAUAACAAUUUCAGAUAAGUGCAUGAACCAUCUGAAUUGAGUCUAAACAUUGGAGUCGAAUACUAAUAGCUCUUCUAAACAUGGCAUAAUAUAUCGAAUAUAUUUCAGUUAGAUUGUAUACGUGGUGUAUCUAUACAAUCUUGUUGUAUACGUGGUAAUAAACAUCAAUGAGUAUUGUUAUAUUGUUACAUUUAGUAUUUUCUUUUGAAAAUGGAUGAUAAUAUUGUUGUGAUGGUGAUGCUAACAAAUGACAGAGUUUCAUUUUCAUAUUAAUUACUUCAUUUUUUGUGACAAGUAAUGCUUUGGAAGAACUUACUCUUGAAUCAUGUUGCUUAAUUGUCUAUACCUUUCAGCAUCCCUUUUUUCUGUUACUGAAACUUUUUAUUUUUCAGGUAAAACUGUUUUUACUAGUGAUCAUGCGCUCAAGCUGGAAUGGGUUCCUGAUUGGAUAGCUAUCGUUGGAAGUGGUUAUAUUGGACUAGAAUUUAGCGAUGUUUACACAGCCCUUGGAAGCGAGGUAUCCAUUUAGUUUUCCAGUAUAAUUUACAUCUAUAGUUUUCACAAAAUGAAUAAUUCCGAUUGUCUAUCUUCAUCCAGUAGUAUCUGCAUCUGUCUCGAAUCCAUUGCUUUAGUUAUCAGAAAUAAGUACCCUUUAUCUUUCUGUUUAUUCUGCUGUUUCUCAUUGUGUAGUUUCAAGGCUUAUUUAUGUUUAAAGAUCAUAUGGGUGAUGUAGUUUAGAUAUUAUCAUGUCUUUCCGCUGUAUUUAUUGAUUUCUCCUCCACAGGACGCUUGCAUUAUCAGUUUCGAAAGGUUUGGUCAGAUAUGUGCGUUGUAGGCCUCAGAACUCAUGGGAAAAAUCAUAGCUAUCCCGUUCCACUGAAUGUAGUUUAAUUUAUAAUGUUCUAGAUUUUCUCCCUAAUUCUUCCGUUUUUCCUUGAACUUUAGUUGUGUUCUUUCCUUCGUUGUUACAUUUCGUCCUUCCUGUUAUUGAAACCGUACGCUCCCAUCAGUUACACACUAUGUUUCAUAGUCAACCACGUGACAGAGUUGACUGACAACUUUCGAUCGACUCAGAGUUCUAGAACUCCAUCUUCUUUUUGCCUAGAAAAUCAGUGGUGGAGGCAGAUUUUUGCCUUGUGGUUCCGUCCUCAGUAUGUCUUUCCUCUUGUCUCCUCUUUUUCUGGUCUCUUACGACGAGUUAUAACGAAUGUGCAGGUUACCUUCAUUGAAGCUCUUGAUCAGCUAAUGCCUGGUUUUGAUCCUGAGAUUGGGAAAUUAGCCCAGAGGAUUCUCAUCAAUCCUCGGAAGAUCGAUUACCAUACAGGUGUUUUUGCGAGCAAGGUAAUUUCCAAGGGGCAUCUUCAUUCUCUCGUGCUAGUUUCGAUUGAUGUAACAACAGAGGGUCAACUAGUUGCAUUGUUUCUGGUGUUUUAAAUAGAUCACUCCGGCAAAGGAUGGGAAACCUGUCACAAUUGAACUUAUUGACGCAAAAACAAAAGCACCAAAGGACACACUUGAGGUACACUUUGAUAUUCUUGGUUUUUCUUAUAACGACUGUGCAUAUAGCAGUUACUAUUGAUGGGGACUUUCUUUAAAUCUCUUUUCUUCCUGUAAAUAGAUGGGCUUUCUUAUCAAUUGUUUCUAUUUCUUGUCUUUGUGGGUUAAAUCAGUGACAACGUAGCUGAGGGUACACCUUGCACUUUUAUGGUAGAAAACAAUCAUGGGACAGGCAGAGAAGGAAGACAAUGGAAAAUGUUUAAUAUAUUCUGAAGGCAUGUUAACUAACAAAAAGAGAUCAGCUGCUCAUCGGUGCUACUGAAAAACAUUAUUUUCCAAUCACUUACUAGACAAUAAAUAUUUUUCAGUGAGUUGAUUUCCAUUUAUCCAGCCAGAGCAUUUGGUCUUUUGUCAUACACCUAAUGACGGGAGUGAAAACGGAGCGACCCAACAUCAUUUCAUAUUCUCGUUUAAUAGAGGAGUGUCGGGUUACCAGUGUACACAUGCCCGCCCUAAAAUACAAGUGGACACUCCACCGUUUCCAUUAAAAAGAAAUGAAUGGCAGAUCUAACAUCAGCCUAGGGGAAACUCUAUAAUGCAUCUUCAACAAAAGGGCAGAUAUCUCAUUUUGCCUCUGGCUUUGCAAAUCCACCAGUUUUCAAUAUAUAUGUCAAAACUAGUGGUCUUGCUUCUAUUCCCUUUUUUUCCUCUCCAUCAUUUUCUGUAGGAAUCUCCUUCACUUAUGAAAUGGUUCGUAAGACUUUAUAACUUAAUCAGUCUAAUUUGCUUCUUCAUUUGUCUACUAUAGGUGGAUGCAGCUCUUAUAGCGACUGGAAGGGCUCCAUUCACAAAAGGGCUCGGCUUGGAGAACGUAGUUUCUAUGCUAGUUCCAAUAUGACUGAAGAAAAUCGGAAUAUUUAAUUGAAAAUUGGUUAACACUAAAACAUUUCUCGAUUUUUUUUGCAGAUAAAUGUUGUGACUGAACGUGGCUUUGUUCCUGUCAAUGAGAGGAUGCAAGUAAUUGAUGCGAAUGGUAACCUGGUCAGUGAUUGUAUGAACAACACGCUUGCCCUAAAUCUAAUUUACUCGUUGUUCUAUGCGUGAAAACAUUAUUUAGCACCGCACCCAAUGUCUUCUCUUAAACGGAUUUACUAGCUGCGGAUUGAGAGCUAAUUCCUCUCUGAUUAUCCUAGGUGCCUCACGUAUACUGCAUUGGUGAUGCUAAUGGCAAACUGAUGCUUGCCCAUGCCGCUAGUGCACAAGGCAUCUCAGGUAGAUCUCACUUUUUCUCUGAAGCAGCAAUCUAAUGUUCGGACGACAGCUAACUGACUGGAUUGUGCCUCCAAUCGCUCCUGAAAAAUAGUUGUCGAGCAAGUUUAUGGGAACGACAACGUGCUUAACCAUCUGAGCAUUCCAGCCGCCUGCUUCACCCAUCCUGAAAUCAGCAUGGUCGGCCUCACAGAGGUACUUCGCUUCAUUUGACUAUUAUUCAUGCUAAAACCUUAAAGAGAAUGUGAGCCUCUGUCGUUGUACAUCCCAUUGCUUCUGAGAAUGUGAUGCUAACAUUCAUACCCUACUCCUGUCUCUUUUCAUGGAUCUAAUCUAGAACGCAGAAACCUUGGUCAUUUUCCUUUUCCCUGUUUCAUGGUUUCUGGUUUAUUUUCUUACAUUAGUCUGGUGUUGAUAAUGCUGAAUCAGGCGCUUUCCAUUAGUCCCUGACUCCAUUUGGGCAUUCAAAUUUGCUGCUCCUCCAGCUAUUCAUCUCUUUAAAUCCAUCGAAGAUUUAAUUCUUCCUAGCAACAUUUUAGAGAAAUCAUCUCGGCAUUGUUGGUAAACUAUAUAUUCAUUGUCCGCUUCUAGCUGUCUCAUCAAUCACUCCUAAGAAAGGUCGUUUAAGUUAGGGUAGACCCAAAAAAGAAGAAAUCGUUAGUAGUUUGUGCACUCUUUAGGUAAUUGCCCUUUAUUAUCCUAACUAAAGGUGACUUCUCUAUUAAUUCUAGAAAUUAAGGGAUGCUCGUUGACUGAUAUAUGAAUUACCGACAUCCAAAAUUGUAAGGACGCCUCAGUUGAUCGAGGGUAAUAAUGUUUUUUCAUGAUUUUCAGAAGUCUUCAUGAAUUAAAUGUCGAGGAUUCCUCUUCAAGUCAAACAAGGAAAUUAGUGUUCCAAAUGGAAGCAAUUCCUCGGAUUUGUAGAUUACUUUUGACAUACUUCUUUGACCAUGUUGGAUAAAAUUUAUAGCUCCUCUCUCUCUCUCUCUCUCUCUCUCUCUCUCUCUCUCUCCCCAUAUAAAUUAUAUAGAUAGAUAGACAUAUCUGAUGAUAUAUAUUUUUGGUGUUCAUUAGGGACAAGGAAAAUUAGUGUUCCAAAUGGAAGCAAUUCCUUGGGUUCAUAGAUUAUUUUUGGCAUACUUCUUUGACCACGUGGGAUAAAAUUUAUAGCUCCUCUCUCUCUCUCUCUCUCUCUCUCUCUCUCUCUCUCUCUCUCCCUCUCUCUCUCUCUCUCCAUAGAAAUUAUAAUAUAUAUAUUUUGGUGUUAUUUUCAGCCUCAAGCGAGAGAGAAGGCUGAGAAAGAGGGCUUCACCGUCAGUGUAGCUAAGACCAGUUUCAAGGCGAACACCAAAGCUUUAGCAGAAAACGAGGGAGAGGGUCUGGCCAAGGUAAACCCUUAACCUACAGACCAUUGAAAUGGCGAUCCUUACCACCUAUGCUCAUAUCUCUAUCCGUUGUUAUGUUAACCCUUACCUCCACCAAGGAUCCAGUCAGAGCUCUGAUUCUCUCCCAACAUAAACAAGAGGAAACCCUAGUCCUCUUGUUUUUUGAAGAUUCCUAUAGUUUUUUCCGAUCAUUAAACUAUGAUAUUAUGUUGUUCUAGAUGAUCUACAGACCAGACACUGGGGAGAUCCUCGGAGUUCACAUAUUAGGGCUGCAUGCUGCAGACCUCAUCCAUGAGGCAUCCAACGCGAUGGCCCUGGGGACGCCCAUCCAGGUGACUUCUUCUCCGACGACCCAUAAUAGUAUUAGUUUAUCUCUCUCCCUGAACCCAUCAGAUUUAGUUAAAUGGAUUCGAAUAUGAUAUCCUGCAGGACAUCAAGUUUGCGGUGCAUGCCCAUCCGACCUUAUCUGAAGUGCUUGAUGAACUCUUCAAAUCUGCCAAGGUAAUGCCCCAUUCAGAUCUUAUUGCAUCAAUCGUCGAUUUGUCUUCGUUGGCACAUGCAUGGCUGCUCUCUCUCUCUCACUCUCUCUCUCUCUCAAGCUGGGUGUGUUGUGCCUAUUUGGGGUCUAAGAUCAUAUGGGUCCAGCUGGAAAGCCUGGAGGCUUUUUCUUUGUCAUGCGGGAGUCAGUUCUCUCUCUAUCUCUGUGUCUCCAGAAAGGGAGAGGGAGAGAGAGAGAGAGAGAGAGAGAGAGAGAGAGGGAGAGAGUUGGAACUAUUUGGACCCAGGAUCCAAAUGAGUCCAGGCCGGAAGAGUCCUUUUUCCCACAGAAAGGCCACACACAGGAGGCUCUCUCUCUCUCUAUCUCUCUCUCUCUUUCUGAAUCGACGGCGCCCGACAAAUUUAUUUAUGCAUUAACGACCGAGAUCUGUGUCUCUGCUCCAUCAGGUUGAUAUCGGCACCUCUCACGCCGUCACCGAGCCGGUCCCGGUCUAG
This is a messenger RNA of Spirodela intermedia, 10684 nucleotides long. The record is from the annotation of a GenBank genome assembly. NCBI's taxonomy places the organism in Eukaryota, Viridiplantae, Streptophyta, Magnoliopsida, Alismatales, Araceae.